AUGUCUAAAAAAGUCAUCGAGCCAUAUCUUUCUCUCAUGGCCACGCCAGAGGAAGAAUGUAUGUUGACUCCACCUCAACGUGUCAACUUUUGCUCACAAAUCAAAGUCGCAGAAGACUAUGACGAUUUGAUUUUCAUCGGCGCCUACGACAUCCAAAUAGAAUCUCACAUAGAGAACAAGAAAACAAGCGACGUCUCUUUCCGGAUAAAAUUCAAGUUCAGCUCAACCGACACCUGGUCUCGCGGCUGGGCCGAAGAAAUCGAUCUUCACAAAUACUAUCAGGACAUCGUCCUCAACUACUGGCGCAGCAUCGGCGGGCGGUGCGAAGCCACGGGGUUCAAGAUGUACAAAAUACUCAGAAUCAUAGCGGAGGAGAAGAACAAGUAUCGCGUGCAGUGGGUUGGCUAUAAUGCGGAGGAGGAUACAAAUCUGGAGCCCAAGAAGAAGGUCUGGAGCAUCGCGCCUAAAGCCGUGCUUGCGUGGAAGACUCGCGUGGUGGAAUAG
Messenger RNA from Fusarium proliferatum ET1, 504 nucleotides. RefSeq lists its product as uncharacterized. The transcript has 2 exons. The record is from RefSeq and is a predicted model, not a curated record. The coding region runs from base 1 to 504 and encodes 167 amino acids. Lineage: Eukaryota; Fungi; Ascomycota; Sordariomycetes; Hypocreales; Nectriaceae.